Molecule: messenger RNA, 2235 nt
Organism: Puccinia graminis f. sp. tritici CRL 75-36-700-3
Lineage: Eukaryota; Fungi; Basidiomycota; Pucciniomycetes; Pucciniales; Pucciniaceae
Product: serine palmitoyltransferase
Exons: 5
Coding region: 338-1939 (533 amino acids)
Biological process (GO): ceramide biosynthetic process; sphingosine biosynthetic process
Cellular component (GO): serine palmitoyltransferase complex
Molecular function (GO): pyridoxal phosphate binding; serine C-palmitoyltransferase activity
Source: RefSeq, a predicted model, not a curated record
AAGAUCCCACAACCCACCAGAUUCAGUGCCAGUCACAACCUCACCAUCAUAACAAAUCAUCAUUUAACACCACCACUCACUUACUCACUCCCCUAUCACCCCCCGACUCACCCCCACCCUUCUCGGGUGUCGGCAGGAGGAUCGGCACCAAGCAAACCGAUCCAAACAUCGUCAAGCACUCAAAUUCACUCUCAGCGAUCCACCCCGCUCCAAACAACUCCUCAAUCAAUCACCAGGCAGUUCAUUCGAUCAUGACCCCGAAGUCGUCCCCUUCGCGGACGAUCCCCACUGCUUGCGUCAUGCUGAAUUCGGUUAUGAUCCCAACGAACACGACUUCAUGUGGGUCAGUCGGUUCUCCCCAUCCACCAACCCCCAAAAGCAGGAAAUCUCCGCCGAGGAUGCCGGCUAUUUCACCUAUCUGACCACCUAUUGGUCUUACCUCUUGGUCUUCUUGAUUGGACACGUUCGUGAUGCGUUUGGAAAAACAUUCUCAGGCCAAUCUCACGCUCAUUUAAAACUGCACAACGGAUAUGCUGCUUUGAAUUCGGACUUUGAUUCAUUCUUUACGAGGCGAGUCAAGUCUAGACUGGAUGACUGUUUCGGAAGGCCAGUGAGCGGGACGCCUGCGCGGACGAUCACCCUACUAGAUCGGACCUCCUCCGACAAUUGUGUCUCGUUCAAGUAUACCCAAACUACCACCCAAGCCCUCAACAUCUCAUCCUACAACUAUCUCGGCUUUGCCCAAUCUCAAGGGUCCUGUUCCGAUGCAGUCCAGGCGACCAUCUCCGAGCUUGGGGUGAGCUCAUCAGGAUCGAGGGACGACGUCGGAUCGAGUCCAUUGCUCAUCGAGACCGAGAAACUGUUGGCCCAAUUCGUCGGAGCUGAGGAUGCCAUGUUGGUCUCCCAAGGCUUUGCCACCAAUUCGACCACCCUGCCCGCGCUCGUCGGCAAGGGCGCCCUCGUGAUCUCCGACGAAUACAACCACAACUCGAUCAGAUUCGGAACCCGUCUCAGUGGUGCUAUGGUCAGAACUUACAAACAUAACGACAUGCGCGAUCUCGAGCGGCUCUUGAGAGAAGCUAUCAGUCAAGGCCAGCCGCGUCGACUCAGGGCUUGGUCUAAAAUCCUAGUCGUCGUCGAAGGCAUCUAUAGCAUGGAAGGCUCCAUCGUCGAUCUGCCCAACAUUCUGCGCUUGAAAGACAAAUACAAGUUUUACCUUUAUCUGGAUGAAGCUCAUUCAAUCGGUGCUCUUGGACCUAACGGACGUGGGACGUGUGAUUACUACGGAAUAGAUCCCUCGCGUGUAGACUUGUUGAUGGGCACCCUUACCAAAUCAUUUGGAGCAAGUGGGGGCUACAUAGCGGGAAGCAAAGCGGUAAUCGCGCACAUGCGGAAGACGUGUCAUUCCUCGAUCUACGCCGAAUCGGUCUCCCCACCAGUGAUCUCCCAGAUCCUGAGCGCCGUCAAGUCGAUCAUGGUCCCAGAAUCCCCUGCCUUGCCGGGUCUCUCCUUGGAUAAGCGCGCUCCGAUGCCCGAAGGUAAAAGGAGACUGAGACGGCUCGCGUUCAAUGCCAGAUACUUGCGCGCUGGGUUGAGGAAAUUGGGGUUCAUCGUCAUCGGCGAUCAUGAUUCUCCUGUAGUCCCUCUACUUGUUUAUCAACCUGGAAAGAUGCUUUUAUUCUCGAGACUGAUGUUACAGAGAUACUCGAUCGUGGUGGUGAUUGUCGGAUAUCCGGCGACCCCGUUAGUUUCGGGCCGGGUGAGGUUCUGUGUCUCAGCGGCCCACACCAAGCAAGACAUCGACCAGAUCUUGAUUGCCACCGACGAGAUCGGCGAGGCCUUGGGCAUGAAACUCAAUCGCAAAAUCGCUGUCGCCCAGGGAUGGACGGUCGAGAAAGUGAUCCGGAAUGCGAAGGAUUUGGUCUUGCUGUCCCAUUGAUUCUCUUGCCUCUGGGCUUCAGCUGAAUCAAUCAGUCUUCUUCUUUUCUAAUUCACUCCUUCCCUUGCAUUCAUUUCACUUUGUUUUCUCGCAGAACUCAAUGGCUGAUCUUUAUUCACGAGUUGAUCCCCAAGGCACUUUUCCUGUCUCAGAUGGCCUGGAUUUCUAUCCCCUCUUUCUUUCUUUCAGUAUAUCCUGGACACCCAUCUCUCUGUCUCUCUCUCUCUCUCUGAAGAAAAAAGAUAGCAAAAUACUUACCCCUACCCCCCCCUUUUUUUUUUUUUUGGUUGUUCAUU